Messenger RNA from Bactrocera oleae (olive fruit fly), 5985 nucleotides. RefSeq names its product G protein alpha o subunit (gene Galphao). NCBI's taxonomy places the organism in Eukaryota, Metazoa, Arthropoda, Insecta, Diptera, Tephritidae. The record is from RefSeq and is a predicted model, not a curated record. Gene Ontology annotation, molecular function: GTP binding; G-protein beta/gamma-subunit complex binding; GTPase activity. Gene Ontology annotation, biological process: adenylate cyclase-modulating G protein-coupled receptor signaling pathway. Gene Ontology annotation, cellular component: heterotrimeric G-protein complex.
AGCAAAUGGGAACCAAAUUUUGACUCUAUUUAAUUAAUUUUACAAAAAUCAACUUAUACUAGUAAAUUUAUUUCAAAGUUGUUUUUCAUUAGUGUCUAUUAAAUUAAAUUUCAAAUAAUUGCACGUUAAGCGGUUUGACAACUCAAAUAUCCAAAAACUUGCUGCUUUGCUAUCACUGGCGGCGAAAUGUCAAGCGCCCAUUGUUGGAGAGCGAGAGAGCACCCAAAAAAAUAAUAAUUGAAAAAAAAGUUGAAUGAACAAGCGCCGCCGCGCCGCAUUGAGAGCGGAACACCAAAUACAAAGGAGCAAUCGCAUUCGCAGCAGCAGUGGCAGCAGAGUUGAAAAAGUUUGCGGGCGGGUUACACAAAAAAGUCGAGUGCUCGAAGAAAUUUGUGAAUAACUCCAGCAAAACGAAUUGUAUUAAUCGGAAUUUAUCAAUAGAAAUUGGAAAAAAGUGCAAGUGCAUUGUGUGAUUUAAUGAUAUGUCCAUGAAACGACCCAACGAUAUUUGAAUGUAAACAUAUGUACACGCAUACAAACAUAUGUACAUACAUAUUAUAUAUGAAAGUAGAGUAAAGUGUGUGCAAAAUAAUAAAACCGAAAGAAAGUAACAAAAAUUAAGUAGUGCAGCGUUUUUGUGUAUGUGUUUAACGAUAUAAUAUAAAAAAAAAGAAUAAAAUUACAACAGAAAGCAGUACGAACCGCACAAAACGCAUAAAUAUUAAUAGAAAUACAUACAUACAUAAAUUUCGUAAAAAAAAAAGAAACCCACAAUUACAUAAGUAAGUUUUUUCGAACACAUUUUAAUCGCUACAACAAAAAUAAUUAAAGUGAACAGCAGCAUCCGUUUAUCGGCAAAAUAAAGAAGAAAAUCCAAACAACAACAACAUUACAACAACUUGUGUUCAACUUAAAACGCGCUUUACAUCAACAAUUGCAUUGCAAUAAAUUCGCUGUAAUCGAAGCAAUUUGAUUAUUUCAUUCCGCUAACCACAAAAAAGAAAACCAAAACAAAAACAUAAAAGAAAAUGGGUUGCACAACAUCGGCCGAGGAACGUGCUGCCCUCCAGCGUUCAAAGCAAAUCGAAAAGAAUCUCAAAGAAGAUGGCAUUCAGGCGGCAAAAGACAUCAAACUCUUGCUACUGGGUGCUGGUGAAUCGGGUAAAAGCACAAUUGUCAAACAAAUGAAAAUUAUCCACGAAAGCGGGUUUACUCCAGAGGAUUUUAAACAAUAUCGGCCGGUUGUCUACAGCAACACAAUACAAUCAUUAGUUGCAAUACUUAGAGCGAUGCCAAUACUCGGUAUUGCGUAUCACAAUAAUGAACGGGAGAAUGAUGCAAAAAUGGUAUUUGAUGUUUGCCAACGCAUGCACGACACGGAACCAUUCUCAGAGGAGCUUUUGGCUGCCAUGAAACGAUUGUGGCAGGAAGUUGGCGUUCAAGAGUGCUUCUCACGUAGCAACGAAUAUCAAUUGAAUGAUUCAGCUAAAUAUUUCCUCGACGAUUUGGAUCGGUUAGGUGCCAAGGAUUAUCAGCCGACCGAACAGGAUAUUCUACGCACGCGUGUCAAGACGACCGGUAUUGUUGAAGUGCAUUUCUCAUUUAAAAAUCUCAAUUUCAAACUAUUUGACGUCGGUGGUCAGCGUUCAGAGCGAAAGAAGUGGAUACAUUGCUUCGAAGAUGUGACAGCGAUCAUUUUCUGUGUUGCAAUGUCUGAGUAUGAUCAGGUCUUGCAUGAAGAUGAGACUACGAACCGUAUGCAAGAGUCAUUGAAGCUCUUCGAUUCGAUUUGCAACAACAAAUGGUUCACUGAUACAUCUAUUAUAUUGUUCUUGAAUAAGAAAGAUUUGUUUGAAGAGAAGAUUCGCAAGAGUCCAUUGACAAUCUGCUUCCCUGAAUAUACAGGAGGUCAAGAAUACAGCGAAGCUGCUGCUUACAUUCAAGCUCAAUUCGAAGCGAAAAACAAAUCAACCUCAAAGGAAAUCUACUGCCACAUGACGUGCGCCACAGAUACAAAUAAUAUACAGUUUGUUUUCGACGCUGUUACCGAUGUCAUUAUUGCCAACAAUCUGCGCGGCUGCGGUUUGUAUUAAACAGCAACAACAACAGUAAGAGCAGCAGCAGCAGUUAAUUACAGCGCAGCAAACGAACCAAGCAACGCAUGGCGAAAAAUCAUUGUCGGACUCCAUCACCACCGCUUCAGUUACAACAACUACAAUUAUGAUAACAACAACAACAAGAAGUGACACAAGUGCAGCCAGUGCUAAAGCUACUACUAAAAAAUUUCAUCAGAAAAUGUCUUUCGAAUAUGCGAACAUUUUUCGAAAACUAAGAAAACUAAGCUCAACUACUGAGCUCAUGUCAGUGAUAAUGACAAAUUUAUAUAUUUUUACAGCAUACAAUGUGCUGGUGAACAGUUAAAUUAAUUUAAAAGUAUUGUUAAAAAUAUUUUUAACUCCAAUAUUUUACAGUUAUUUUUACAAAAUAAUCGAUACCAAUUUAAAUUACCAGAAAUUUAUGUACAUACAUACAUGUAAAUGCCAACGAUGGCGGUGAGUGAUGGAUAACUGAUUAAAUGAUUUGUUAAGGCGUUGCAUUAAACAAAUUGGCGCCGAAAGCGUAAGCUAAAGCGUAACACAACAGUGAAGGAGCGAAAUGUACAUUUUAGUCAAGCAAAUUGAACAAAAACCAACGCACACACACGCACACACACACGUACAUACACAUAAACACACACCAGAAACAUUAUUACUAAUUAAGCUUACUAAAAAAAACAAAAACAAAAAACGAUGAUAAAAUGAAGUAGUAGAAGCAGAGAAAGCAGUUAAAGCAGUAAAACAAAAAAAACUCUAAUAAUGCAGAAAAUUUAAUUAAUUAAAUCAUAAUUGAGAUUAAAAACUGGCAACACAAAACCAAAAGUAUAAAUUUAUAUAGUAUUAUAAAAGGCGAAAAAACCAGGUCAUUGUAAUGUAAAAUUCCGCAACAUUGUAAAAAAAGCCGUUUACUAAGUACAUAUACACAUACAUAUAUGUACAAGUAUGUAUGUAUGAACAUAUUAGAUCAACAGUAAACCGUACAGAAUUUGAAGUAAAUCAAAAGCAGAAAACUCAAUUUCGAGAAAACUCACCACUACUUCUACACUAGUUUACUGUAUAUGUAUAAACUACAUUAGGCUGAUACUUAGACAACACAACAACAACAACAAAACAACUGACCAUUUGCUAAACUAUUGACACAAUAUACAAGUACAUAUAUAAUUUAAAUAGAUUGAUUGAAUUUGUUAGUGAGUACGCUGUUGGGGUGGACACACGCACACUACCACAUACAUACAUGCGUAAAUGCAUAACUUAAAAGUAGCACAAACAUAAACGAACACACAAAUGUAUAAUUUAGAGAUUAUUUAUGAUAAAUUUUAAUACAAAAAGAAAAUAUGAAAUAUGCUGUUAUGUUAUGAUAGACGACACAAUUUGACUUGUGCUGGAAAAUUUUUAAUUUUUGUUAAAAAAUGUUUUUAUAAUUUUUUCCAACUCAAGGGAAUUAUUAAUUUUUUUUUUAAUAUUUUGUAUACAUAUAUAUAAUAUAUACAUUUCUUUGAUUAAUAGUUUUUUUUUUUAAUAUGUUCAAUUACAGACUGGUUCAAUCAUUUGUUUUUUAUCCUUUGUAUUAAUGAGGUUAGGUUUAUUUUGGUCUGAGCAAAUUGUAUUUUGUUGUCGUCGACUCUUUUGGCAACUUUUUAAUCUCUAGAAAGAAAUGUAAUAAACUGUCCAAAAAAUUUAAUUUUUUUUCUAGCAUUUUGAGUGCAUUUAGCAUUUGUUAGCGGUUAUGAUUGAUAAAUAUGAUCUUCUAAGAGCGCAUAAAUAUGUUUAUAAUAUAAAGGAAAUAUGCGUAACUUAAAUCAAAGUAAUUUGUAUCGACAUAACCUAAAAAAUGUAUACGGUUUAGUGCGUAUUUCGAAUUUCUACGCACUUUUUUCGUGAGAAAAUGUUUAUAAAAUGUCUACAGCAUUUAAAACGUGAUCAAAUAUGCAUAAAAAAUAUUUUCACUGGUCAAAUUGAAGAAAUUAUGUGAAUGAAUUUUGCAAUAUUUGAAGUUAGACGAAACAAACAUAAAAGAUUUGUACUAAUAAAAUUUUUCGUCUUAAUCGAAUUGGUUAAUGAACUGUAGAUACAUUUUUUAUAAUAAUUCGUUUAAAAAUUUCCUUUAAAAAAAAUUGAAAAGUCCAAUUAAAUUCAAUAUUUCAAAAUAAAAAUGUAAAUUUUUUAAAAUUUUCUUAGAGUUUAAAAUAUUUAUAAUACUCUAUCACCAUGUUAAAUAUUUUGAAAAAUAGUUAGCGUUAUUUGCAAUAUUUUCUGCAUGUUUUGAAGGUUUUUAAUUUUUAUGUGUAAACUAGAGCUGCCGGACGAUAUUUGAUAUGAUAUUUCCAAAUAUUUUCAUACAAAAAUUUGCGAUUCAUAAAAAUGCGGUACACGAUCUUUUUCUAUUUAUUGCGCUGCCACGGCCUCUCUUUCAGUCAAAAUUUUGUUUUAAUUUAAAAUUUUUGUUUGUAUAUACAUAUUUCUAGCACGCAUAAACACACGCACAUACAUAAACAGGCGUACAAUACCGUACAUCACAAUUGCAUAACAUACGUACAGUUAUAAAAACAAUAAAAAAUACAUUUAAAAAAGAAUGUAAUAUAAACGUGAGAUUUAUACUUAAAUGCAUAUUCAACCAUUAAAAUUAAAAUGUAUAAUAAAUUAAAAUAAAUAUAUUUAUGUAUUUAGUAAAAUGGCAUUUAACACGUUUUGUGUGUAAUUGUUUAUAUUGUACUAUGAUUACUACUAUUAUUAUUAAUGAUUAUAAUUAUUAUUGUUUAUGAUAUAUAUGUAUGUAUAAUGUAUUAUGAUAAAUGUAUAUGUAUUGCGUAUGAGCUGCCAGCUCGUUAUAAUUGAAUUUAUUUUUUAAUGUAAUGACUAAUGAUUUUUUUUUACUUUUUUAUAUUUUAUUUAUAUUUUUAAUGAUUCACGCUUACUUACAUACAUGCAUUUUUAAUUGCAUUUGACUUUUUGUUUUGCAAAAUAACUACCAGUAAAAUAUUUUGUUUUAGUUUAAUUUAUUAAAUAAAAUUCAAAAAUGUUUUAAAAAAAAAAAGCAAAUUAUGUAAAGAAUUUAGAAACUACACAACAUCACAUGAAUGCCAUGUCAAAUAUUUAACUAUAAAGAAUUUUUGUCUAGUAAAAUGUUACAAUUUUCUGCUCAGAGCAACUGAUUUGAUUUCUUAAUUUCUUAUUUUCACUGCUUACCUACAGUUAUUCACUAACUAAUCACAAUUAUGUUUUAUACCUUUUUUCUUUAUUUAGUUUAUAAAAACUGCAUCGAAAUUUGUACACUUUUCUUAAUUUUAUAAAUGUUUAGCUUUAAGUUGCCAUCGCUCUCUUGAGUUUCUUCAAAUUUCGCGUUUCAACAAUAUAAGCGCAUUGUUAUUAUUUUGUUGACCUAUACUUAUCGAAUAUUUUAUAAACUUCUUCAUUUUCUUUAAUUUUGUAUAAAAUUUUUAAAAGUCCCUAUUUUACUCUCUAUUCUUUUCUCUUCUAUAUAUGUAUGUAUAUAUAUAAAUAAAUAUAUAUAUUUAUAUAUAGAUUCGAUGCUAUCGUAAUUAAGUUAUUUUAAAUAAAUAAAAUGUACACUGUUACGCACAGAUAUACUUACUCUUACGUAUUAUCCACAUACUCGUAAGUUGCAAUUGUACCAAAAAUCAGUUUUAAAUAAAGCCUAAAUAAAUAUGUAUUUAAAAAAUAUCAUUUAAGUGUGCAACAAGUAUUUUGCAAAUGUUUCGCUUGCAAUAAAAUUUAGUUAUAAUAGGUAAUAGAUAAAUUGGUGUGAACACAAAUUUUACCGUAAUAUUAAUGAGUUCCACUACCACAUGCUGAGGGUAGUAGUAAAUGUUUAUGGGUUAAUAAUAAACGUGUUUACGCCAACUAUUUUAGUGUUUCAAUAUUUUGUAAA